AAUCAAAGCCAACAAUUCACCAAUAUAUAUAUAUAUAUAUAUCAUCUUCUAUACAACAGUAAACAGCACUUGUCAAGUUUACACCGAUCGAUCGUUUUUUAAAUCAGUUACUAGUAAGUUUAAAAAAAAUAAGAUGUGAAUAUCAAAGACAGUCCAACUCUGCUUCUCCUACACUUCAAAGGUCAAAUCAAUGGAUAGGAUGGGCUGUUCUUCACUAAACCAUUGCCUUUUGGAUCCCCUACAAACACCUUCUCAUUUUGUUGCUCUGGAGUUGGCACAAGAAUUACAGGGGGAGGAUGGGGAGCUUGCGGUCGCAGGAAGGAGGUCAGAUGGAGACGUUUCUCACAUCUUCACACCCUGUCAUGAUAGAACUCAACAGAUUGGAGAACAAACUCAGAGACAAGGAGAGGGAGCUGGGAGUUGCCAACAAUGAAAUAAAGGCCUUAAAAAUGAUGGAACUAAUGAAAGAUAAAGCUAUGUCAGAGAAAAGCAAUGAUCUGUUGAAAUCAGAUGAGAAGCUUAGAACAACUGAAAAACAGUUGGAAGACAAGAAUCUAGAAAUCAAGAAACUGAGAAACGAGAAGAAAGAAGCAUUGGCUGCACAAUUUGCUGCUGAAGCAGCUCUAAGAAGAGUUCAUGCAACUCCAAAGGAUGCGGAAGCUGUCCCGGUUGAGGAUGUUGUUGCACCACUACAAUAUGAAAUUAAACUGUACAAAGAUGAGAUCUCAGUGCUCAAAGAAAACAACAAGGUUCUCGACAGAGUAACAAAGUCCAAGGACAUGGCAUUGGUCGAAGCAGAAAAAAUCCUGUGCAGUACUCUGGAACAAGCAUUGAUAGUAGAGAACAUGCGGAAUCAAAAUCUUGAGUUGAAGAGACAAAUAGCAAUCUUGCAGGAGGAAAACAAACUUUCAGAUAAAACUAACCAUCAGAAGGUUGUGGAGGUUCAAAAGCUCACUCAAACUAUUCAGGAACUAGAGGAGUCUCUUUUAGCCGCAAGUGCAGCCACUAACACUCUAUGUGAAUAUCGAUGUCGGGUGUCCCAACUAAAUGAGGAGAAGAAGGCUCUUGAGAGGGAGCUAGCAAAGACCAAAGUGUCCGCAAAUAGAGUGGCCGCAGCGGUAGCAAAUGAGUGGAAGGAUGAAACUGACAAAGUCAUGCCUGCCAAGCAACAGCUGGACGAGCGAAGAUUCUUGCAAGGGGAGGUACAACGGUUACGAGAUAAGCUAGCUGUAUCAGAGAGACCAGUUAAGGCAGAAGCCCAAGUGAAAGAUAGAGCACAGUUGCGGUUAGAAAAUAUGGAGGAAGGCCUAAAACAUGUUCCAAAUUUACCAACAAAACAAGCUGAAGGUUCAAAUAGAGUAAUCAGGGUUAUUUCCCGGAGUAUGGGGCCAAAUAGACGAUCAGUUUCUCAACCAAGGGGUUCCCUCAUUGGGAAUAGAAUCUUUACACAGCAACAAGCAAAUUCAGCAUUCGAAGGGGCUGACAGCACCAUGAACAUGAAGCGAGCAAACAUACCCGUUAUGAAUCAUGUUACUGGAAAGAACAUGGUCAGAAAGACUUUAUCAGUUCCUAGAAGUAAAUUCUCUGAUGAUUAUGGUAAAGAAAAUACAAGGGUAAAGGCCAAUUCUGCCUGCAGUGAUGAGGAGAUUAUCUUCAAAGAAGUGGAGGUUUCAGGAGAAGUUGAAGCCAACAAAUGCACCGAUGUUAAUUCACAAAAUACAGGUACCACAGAAACUGUUUCAGGUUUUCUUUAUGACAGGCUCCAAAAGGAAGUAAUCUGUUUACGGAAGUCACAAGAAUUGAAGGAAGGGGAGCUGCAGGCAAAGGAUGAUGAGAUUAAGAUGCUUCUCAGAAAGGUUGAUGCGCUAACAAAGGUGAUAAAAGCGGAUUCUAAGAAUAUGAAGAGAGAAUUGGCAUCUAGAGGACAAGAAUUACUAGUUGUCAAGUCAGAUAAUAUCAAACAGAAGAAUAGAAGCGCGAGCAACUCUAAAAGAUCAAUCAAACUUCCAGAUGUGUCCCCGAGUUCAAGAGGUGCUUAACAUGCAAUUCCAGACUCUACUCAGCAGUCCCACCUGAUGAAUUAAUUUUGUACAGCUUGGAGUCAAUGAAUGUUGCUGAUUAAGCUUCUUGUUUUUUUUUGCUCUCAUAGAAAAUAAUAUGCAAAUUUGCACUCAAGCACAGGACAAUCGAUUUGUAAGAAUGGAAUGAAAGCUGAUACUAAUUGAAAUGUUUGCC
Molecule: messenger RNA, 2235 nt
Organism: Dioscorea cayenensis subsp. rotundata (Guinea yam)
Lineage: Eukaryota; Viridiplantae; Streptophyta; Magnoliopsida; Dioscoreales; Dioscoreaceae
Product: microtubule-associated protein 70-5-like
Exons: 11
Coding region: 297-2039 (580 amino acids)
Biological process (GO): cytoskeleton organization
Molecular function (GO): microtubule binding
Source: RefSeq, a predicted model, not a curated record